Molecule: messenger RNA, 542 nt
Organism: Lacerta agilis (Sand lizard)
Lineage: Eukaryota; Metazoa; Chordata; Lepidosauria; Squamata; Lacertidae
Gene: TAX1BP3
Product: Tax1 binding protein 3
Exons: 4
Coding region: 8-493 (161 amino acids)
Biological process (GO): neurotransmitter receptor transport, endosome to postsynaptic membrane; neurotransmitter receptor transport postsynaptic membrane to endosome
Cellular component (GO): adherens junction; postsynaptic density; postsynaptic membrane
Molecular function (GO): protein binding
Source: RefSeq, a predicted model, not a curated record
CGUGUUCAUGGCCCGGCUGGGUCGGGUCGGGCCGCUGUUCGCCUUUUGUUCCGUGGGAGGCGAGAGAGUGAGGCGCGGCGCCCGAGGCGGGAAGGCCGAGGCCAGGCCAGCGGGGGCUAUGUCGUACAUCCCCGGUCAGCCGGUCACGGCCGUGGUGCAAAGGGUCGAAAUCCACAAGCUCCGCCAGGGGGAAAACCUGAUCCUGGGCUUCAGCAUUGGAGGCGGCAUUGACCAGGACCCCACGCAGAAUCCCUUCUCGGAGGACAAGACUGACAAGGGCAUUUAUGUGACCAGAGUGACGGAAGGUGGCCCCGCCGAAGUGGCCGGCCUCCAGGUCGGAGACAAGAUCAUGCAGGUGAAUGGCUGGGAUAUGACGAUGGUGACCCACGACCAAGCCCGGAAGAGGCUGACCAAGAGGAACGAGGAAGUGGUCCGCCUCCUGGUGACCAGGCACUCCCUACAGAAAGCUGUGCGGGAGUCCAUGAUGUCCUAACCGUGCCGUUGGGUUGUCGGGGUGGGGUGGGGUGGUAAAUGGAUAAUCU